CACUGCCCAGCACCAGGAAGCACUGUGACCAUGCGACCUGCGUAAAGCAGCAUCAAAGAGGACAGCCUGCUGGACGGACCUCAGAGGGAACAUACAGCAUUAGAUGUUAAAGCAUUGGGCCCCUGACCAAGCUGCCAUAUUUAAUGAGGAGAGAGUAAGAACAGAGAGGACUUCAGUGUUAAACUAUUAACGGGAUGGAAGCUGAUUUGACGUGACCUGAUUUCAUUGAAGGAGUUUUUUUUGCAUGCACAGCUCAGUGAGAGACUCACUCUGCAGCACUGCUGAUCAGCACAGUUGAUGGUGUCUGCGGCUCAUCUAGUCACUGAAGAGUCGUAGAGGAUGGAACGAUCACUCGUCCUACUUGUAUCUUCUCUCCUGGUGUCGCUCUGCAGAGGACAAAGCCUCUGCCAUGAGAACAACUGUCCUCACUACAAACUGGUGGAUAAAACAGACGAUUAUGAGGAGCGUUACUACGAAGCCACAGACUGGAUCUCCACCAGAAUAGAAGACGAUGGUCUAUGGGCCGCUCAUUUAAAGCUGAAGGAUUACUGCAGCAGACAGAAGGAUCAAGGUUAUGAGCUUUCUGUCGACACCUGGCCUAUGCUGAUCACAGAUCGUCCAGAUGGCCGCUAUAUGUCCUGGUUUGUUUCUCCUGGAACACGCGAACCUGAAAACAACGAUCCAUACGUCACACUGGAAAGAAAACCUGCAGGAACCAUCUAUGUCAAGGUCUUCAGUGGUAGGCCAAGCCUGGAGGCGAGUGAGGAUAACAAAGGGUCGCUGCGUGAAGCCUUGAAAAAAGUCAUGAAAGAUUUUGAUCACAGCACUUCCACCGGAGCAGCCUUUGAGCCCAUUUUAUAUUUCAAUCACCACAACGAGGUCUGGAUCCAGGCCAAACCCAAUUAAACCAAAUCAAUUUUACCCAUAGUUACAACUCUAUAACUCUGUAGUAGACAUUUAGUGCUUUUUAACACUUUAACAAAUUCUAUACCCCUGCUAGCUGAAGUCAGGGGCGUGAUGUGGGGUUAAUUGUUGGGGAAGCCAACUAAGGUCUCAGAUACUGACAACGUAAUGUAACCAAAUGCACAAUUCUAACUCUUAUUUUACACACAUGCAUGACGUACUAACCCUGUUGUAAGUGUUUGAGGCUGAAGUUUAGCACUGCCACCUAUACGCUAAUUUUCCACAGCGAAUAUUUGUCUCUCUUAUUUUGUCCUCUCUGUUUUUUCUGCUAUUUAGAUGUAGUUUUAUGUUGCUGCUGUAGCAGUAGUUUAAUAUAACAGUUUUUUACUAAAACUCAAAAUUUCCACCCUCUUUAACUUCCCCUUCUAAGGUUGUACGCAGAAGUGUAAGAGGCCAUGACAUGUGAAGCAAGAAUGCUGCUUAGCUUCCCUUGGCGUAGUGCUUGCCAAUCACAGUCUGGCAGUGGCAUGACCAUCGCCUCAUCUGAUUCGUUGAUUUUCAGCAUUAGAUGCCAAUUUCACCUGGUUUCCUCAGAGAGGUGACAGAGGUGAAUACAUUUACAGCCAAAAUCACAACCCCGGUCUGAACAAACAGGGGAAGUCUGACUUCUCUUGGCUUCUGGAAGACAACACCACUAGCUUCAGUGCUGCGUGCUCGACUGCCUCUGAUGGCGUGCUGGAAACUGGUUUUUAAGAAUGUUGUUGAAUCUACCAGCAGCUUUCUGUCUCUAUGAAUAUCAGAUUCUACAGUCUCAUUUGGUCCAGACAUCUCUACUGUACAUCUAAAACAACAUUCAAACAAUAAACCGCUGACUGUUUAA
Messenger RNA from Notolabrus celidotus (New Zealand spotty), 1783 nucleotides. RefSeq names its product heme-binding protein soul2 (gene soul2). The record is from RefSeq and is a predicted model, not a curated record. Lineage: Eukaryota; Metazoa; Chordata; Actinopteri; Labriformes; Labridae. The coding region runs from base 340 to 906 and encodes 188 amino acids. The transcript has 6 exons. Gene Ontology annotation, cellular component: cytoplasm.